Messenger RNA from Chironomus riparius, 1430 nucleotides. Lineage: Eukaryota; Metazoa; Arthropoda; Insecta; Diptera; Chironomidae. The record is from the annotation of a GenBank genome assembly.
AUUUUGAAGUUUUAAAAACAUUUGUAAGGUUCCCAAAAAAAACAACAAAAAAAUUUUAAAACGUGCUCAAAAUUAAAGUCAUGGAAUCAAAAGAAUUAAAAAGCAUAGAUCUAGGCUUUUCUGAAGAACAGGAUUCAUGGUUAUUGACAAAUCGUUUCUUCCCAUCGAAGAUCGGAGGCAAAGCAGCUUGGCUGGAGCUAGAAAACAUCCCAGAUGCAAAGGAUCUAAGUUGUGAUUACUGCAAUGAGCCGUGUACAUUUCUUUGUCAAAUUUAUGCUGCUGGAACUGGCAAAAUAUCUCAUGCAUUUCACAGAACAAUUUUUGUAUUUAUUUGCCGGAACGGAAAGUGCUGUAACAUCAAUCAAUCUGGAAACGUUAAAGUCUUAAGAAGUCAGUUGCCAUUAAUUAAUAAAUUUUAUCCGGAUACGCCAGCUGAUGAGUCAGUAGAGAUCGAAGGAAUUGAGCCAUUCUGUAAAGUUUGCAAUGUUUGUGGCUGUAAAGGUCCAAUGGUUUGUGGAAAGUGCAAAUCUGUCAACUAUUGUGGACAACAUCAUCAAAAAAUUGACUGGAAAUCGCACAAAAGAAGUUGUGGACAAGAAAGCAUAUCCAAAACUAAUCAAAUCGAGUCUUGCCAUUUUCCUGAGUACGAAAUCGUUAUUGAAGGUGAAGAUAAUGACACAGACACAAAAGCUAAAAGAGAAUCAGAUAAAGAGUCUGAGACUAGACGAUUCCGUGAAUAUGAGGAUAUGAUUAAAGAAGGAAAGAUUGUACACAAUGGUGACAUUAGUGAGGCUGAUAUGAAGGACAUGGAUGACACAAAAGAAGAUAAAGCAUUUGGAAAGUUUAAAAAAGCCAUUGAAAGUAAUCCAACGCAAGUCAUCAGAUACAGUCGUCAUGGACAGCCUCUUUGGAUUUCAAGUACGGGAACUUUAAACAAAUCAAAUGUCCCAAAAUGCUCAAAUUGCAAUGGAAAAAGAUCAUUCGAAUUUCAGAUAAUGCCACAAAUGCUGAAUGACUUGAAAAAUUACGAUUUAGAUUGGGGAAUCAUUGCUAUCUAUACAUGCGAAAAUGACUGUAAUACAAAUGGAAAGUAUAUUCAAGAAUUUUGCUACAAGCAGGACGUCACUAAAGCUGAUUCUGAUGCCUUUGAUGUUGACAUAAAAAAAAAAUUGCAAAUUUCAGAAGAUAAUUGCCAAAUAAACUCUAAAGAUGAAGUUCGUAGUCCAACGACAAUUGAAGGAACUAGCAAGAAGGCGAAAACUUCAAAAAAUAAUAAGGAUAUAGCAAGUAAGGUUAAUUCAAAGAAAGCUUUUAAGGAAUGCGAUAAUUGGGAAUGAUUUAAUACAUUAAAUUGUCACAUGAAUUAAAUAAAUGAAGAGAAUUUUUACAACAAAUCAUAUGCUGGAUUUUGAUUGAUCCUGGAGCCUUGG